AUGGAGCCAAACAAACAGGAGGUGCUUGUAAAGUACCAGAAAGUCCUUAAAGAGCACGCAGACUCGAUGGAGGCAAUGCGGUCGGUGAACGAGUCUCUAAAGAACCAGGCGCUGGAGCACGACAAGACCGAGCGCGACAUAAAAACCCUGCAGAGCGUAGGGCAGAUGGUGGGCGACGUGCUGAAGCAGCUGGACGAGGAGCGGUUCAUAGUGAAGACGUCGCAGGGCCCCCGGUACAUUGUGGGCGCGCGUAAGUGCAUUCCGCGCGAGCUGCUGGUGCCGGGCGCGCGCGUGGCGCUGGACAUAACAACCCUCACAAUAAUGAGGCACCUUCCCAGGGAGGUUGACCCAACAGUGCACGCCAUGUCGAUAGAAAAGCCUGGAAACAUUUCGUUCGACAGCAUCGGAGGGCUUGCAGAGCAGAUACGGGAAAUCCGCGAGGUGAUCGAGCUGCCCAUCAAGAACCCUGAAAUAUUCAGCAGGGUGGGGGUUUCGGCGCCAAAGGGGGUGCUUCUGUACGGCCCCCCGGGGACCGGAAAGACUCUUCUGGCCCGGGCAGUGGCUGCAACCCUGGACUCGAACUUCCUGAAGGUGGUGAGCUCUGCUAUUAUUGAGAAGUACAUUGGAGAAAGCAGUCGAAUGAUCCGGGAGAUGUUCACGUACGCCAAGAACAACCAGCCGUGCGUGAUAUUCUUGGACGAAAUAGACGCAAUUGGAGGAAAGCGGUCCUCAGACAGCACGUCCUCAGACAGAGAGGUGCAGCGCACCCUUAUGGAGCUGCUGAACCAGAUGGACGGGUUUGAGGAGCUGGGCAGAGUUAAGGUGAUAAUGGCGACAAACAGGCCGGACAUUCUCGACCCUGCGCUGCUGCGGCCUGGGCGGCUGGACAGAAAAAUAGAGAUACCGCUUCCAACGAGCCAAGGGCGGCUGGAAAUUCUCAAGAUACACUCGGACAGCAUGGAUAAACGGGGCGAAAUAGACUACAACACAAUUGUGAAGAUGUCGCACGGGUUCAACGGGGCCGACAUUCGGAACAUCUGCAGCGAGGCCGGGAUGCUGGCCAUUCGGGAAGAGCGGGACUUUAUAGUGCAGGAAGACCUCACGAGAAGCGUGCGCAAGAUUGCAGACCAGAAGAAACUGGAAGGGCGCAUGGACUACAAGAAGGUGUAG
Messenger RNA from Nematocida major, 1170 nucleotides. RefSeq names its product 26S proteasome regulatory subunit T4. The transcript has a single exon. Gene Ontology annotation, molecular function: ATP binding; proteasome-activating activity; ATP hydrolysis activity. Gene Ontology annotation, cellular component: proteasome regulatory particle, base subcomplex; cytosolic proteasome complex. The coding region runs from base 1 to 1170 and encodes 389 amino acids. The record is from RefSeq and is a predicted model, not a curated record. Gene Ontology annotation, biological process: positive regulation of RNA polymerase II transcription preinitiation complex assembly. NCBI's taxonomy places the organism in Eukaryota, Fungi, Microsporidia.